Messenger RNA from Acinonyx jubatus (cheetah), 4732 nucleotides. RefSeq names its product G protein-coupled receptor 161 (gene GPR161). Gene Ontology annotation, cellular component: membrane; recycling endosome. NCBI's taxonomy places the organism in Eukaryota, Metazoa, Chordata, Mammalia, Carnivora, Felidae. The coding region runs from base 2487 to 4076 and encodes 529 amino acids. The record is from RefSeq and is a predicted model, not a curated record. The transcript is spliced from 6 exons. Gene Ontology annotation, molecular function: G protein-coupled receptor activity. Gene Ontology annotation, biological process: G protein-coupled receptor signaling pathway.
CAAAGAAUCCGAAACAGGCUCCAGGCUCCCAGCUGUCAGCACAGGGCCCGACGGGGGGCUCGAACUCACAGACCGCGAGAUCAUGACCUGAGCUGAAGUCGGAACGCUCAACGGACUGAGCCACCCAGGCGCCCCUCGGUUGCCUGUUUUUUAAGCCAAAAUGACACUGAUCGCUCGCUUCAGUGUCAGGAUCUGGGUUUGAAUGACCCGAAGCCGUUGCCAGCAGUCUAGUCCAGUAGGCCGUUCACCGUCCCCGGGAAUGGCCAAGAGGACCGAGGUGGUUCCGAAGGAGGAAGGGCCGUGCCACACUGAGCCACGGCAGAGGAGACAGGUGAGCCUUCCCUGGUGACCUGAGAGGGCGAGCUCUCAGCCCGGAGUAACCUCUGACAGGUUUGAUAGAACCCCAGUCACGUGACGCUCGGGCUGUCUCUGGGAGUCGCAGCACAGGGCAGGACACAGGGAGUGUGGGAGUGCUGACGCCCCCGUGGGUCUGGCGGCAGAGGGGCCCCACAGAGCCGAGAUGUGAGUCACGCGCGCAUUUCCUUCCAUUCCAUGGGCCCCGGCUUGUCAGGCCCUGGGUAAGCCGGCUGCCUGCCAGGACACCCUCUCUCUGGGUCGUGAAAGGUGCCCCCCUGGGAGAUUUGCCGGGGCUUGUGCCUCCCCACUGCGGCUUGGGCCCCGCAGCCCUUCUCUGGGCCUCUGGUUCACUAGUGAGCCAGCCUGGGGCCACUGGGGGGGAACAAGGGCAAGUGGAACUUCAUUCGCUUUUUCCCUUCUCUUUUGGAUCGGAACUUUUGCGUCCUGUUUUUAUGCUUUUAGUGGUUACCUUCGCAUUGUUGGCACUCGUAUUUGACCUAACGAUAACAGAACUUCAGCAGCUAGUCAUUCGUGUACCGAUAAUGAUCGAGUUUCCCUACCGUGUGCCAGGCACUUGUCCGGGUGCUGGGGAGACAGCCGGAACCAAAAUUUCCGCCCCGAGUACCUACCCACCUGGACUGUUUCUACUCUAACCAUGCCUUUAAGAGCUUCCAUUUUGUUUUGUAUUUUCAUUUCAGCCUGUUUUCAAAAGCUCCCAAAUUAGCUGUUUGUAUAAGGUUUAUUGUUGCUGUUUGACUUUUUAAAUUAAAAAAAAAUUUUUCUUUUUUUUUGCAGUUGUUAUUUAGAUUUAGCCGUAUAGUUACCAGUUUCUUUUCUAACAGUUAGUUGCUUCUUGCGCCCUACGCCUUAGUUUUGGAUUUGGGUUCCUUCAUGAAAUGUGUCUUUAAGUGGAUCUUUCAGUCAGGGACUAUUAGUAAACAUUCAGGUUUUGUUUGCUUCAAAGUAGAUCGUGCCCUCUCUUGAAUGAUAAUGUAGAACUUUAGCACAAGAGUUCUUUUCCUCAGCACUUUACAGAGAGCGUUUCAUGGUUUUCUGGCCUCUAUUUUCUGUUUUCUUCAAAAGAAGAGGCUGCUGUUUAUCUAGUUGGUACUUCUUUAAAUUUUUUUAAUGUUUAUUUUUGAGAGAGAGAGAGAGACCAAAUGCAAGCAGGGGAGGGGCAGAGGGAGAGAGGGAGACACAGAAUCCGAAACAGGCUCCAGGCUCUGAGCUGUCAGCACAGAGCCGGACGUAGGACCCGAACUCUGGAACGGCGAGAUCAUGAUCCUAGCCGAAGUUGGACGCUUAACAGACUGAACCACGCAGGUGCCCCUAAUUGUUACUUCUUUAUAGAAAAAUUGGCUUUUACUGUUUUUCUCUGUAUCUUGGUGCUUGACAUUUUUCAUUGUGAUGUGCCUUGUGCAGACUUUUUUCUGAUUUACUCUUAGAAUUUGAUAUGCCCUUUCAUUCUGAGGACUCGUAUGUUUCUUUAACUCUAGAAAACGUUCAGUCAUAUCUUUAAAUACCGUGUAGGUAGACCCAACCCACUGUAAAUUGGAUGCUUUUGACUCAAGUAACAGAAGCCUCAAUGAAAAUAGAUCUCAAAGUCAUUUUAAGAAAUAUGUUAUUUCACAUUAAGUAGAUUAAGAUAUAUUAUUAAAAUGUGUAUUUCACAUAACAAGAGGCCAGGAUGCAGUGACUUGAGCAUCUGUUAAUCCAGCAGCCCAAGGAUCCAGCUCUCUGCUGACUUAGCAUCUGAGGAUGCCAAGAUGGCUGCCUUUGCUCUGUCUGUGCUUUCUUUGCCGUUAGGGCCAUUAGGAAAAGAUUUUUCUUCCCAAUGUCUUUGUGAGAUCAAAGCAGCUUUUCCUAGAUAUCCCCAUCUCCACCCUGUUUAUCCCCAGACAUCUCUUUCCGACUUCUUUGUCAGAAUUGCAAGGACAAAGGACACAGUGAUUACUUUAGACUUACCGGGAUCUAGCUCCCCAAACUGGGGAUGGGAUCAACCUUCUGAGUCACUGCGAGAAGGAUUGGACACCAAAACGAAGUAAGAGGUCUGCCAGUGAGGAGAAAAACCAGAGUGGUUGUUGGUCGUCCGGCAUGCUCUGCCCACCGCACGCCGAGGUGCCCUGACCAUGAGCCUCAACUCCUCCCUCGGCCAUGGGAAGGAGCUGAGUAACCUCACAGAGGAGGAGGGUGGCGAAGAGGGAGUCGUCGUCACCAGCUUCGUCGCCAUCAUCAUCAUCACCGUGUUCGUCUGCCUGGGCAACCUGGUCAUCGUGGUCACCUUGUACAAGAAGUCCUACCUCCUCACCCUCAGCAACAAGUUCGUCUUCAGCCUGACCCUGUCCAACUUCCUGCUGUCCGUGCUGGUGCUGCCUUUCGUGGCCACCAGCUCCAUCCGGAGGGAAUGGAUCUUCGGCGUGGUCUGGUGCAACUUCUCCGCCCUUCUGUACCUGCUGAUCAGCUCGGCCAGCAUGCUCACGCUGGGGGUCAUAGCUGUCGACCGCUACUAUGCUGUCCUGUACCCCAUGGUGUACCCCAUGAAGAUCACGGGGAACCGUGCCGUGAUGGCGCUCGUCUACAUAUGGCUUCACUCCCUCAUUGGCUGCCUGCCGCCUCUCUUUGGUUGGUCGUCGGUGGAGUUUGACGAGUUCAAGUGGAUGUGUGUGGCUGCGUGGCACCGGGAGCCCGGCUAUACCGCCUUCUGGCAGAUCUGGUGUGCCCUCUUCCCCUUUCUGGUCAUGCUGGUGUGCUAUGGCUUUAUCUUCCGCGUGGCCAGGGUCAAGGCGCGCAAGGUGCACUGUGGCACCGUGGUCAUCGUGGAGGAGGACCCCCAGAGGGAUGGGAGGAAGAACUCCAGCACCUCCACCUCCUCCUCCGGCAGUAGGAGGAACGCCUUUCAGGGCGUGGUCUAUUCGGCCAACCAGUGCAAAGCCCUCAUCACCAUCCUGGUGGUCGUCGGUGCCUUCAUGGUCACCUGGGGCCCCUACAUGGUUGUUAUCACCUCUGAGGCCCUCUGGGGGAAGAACUAUGUCUCCCCGACCCUAGAGACCUGGGCCACGUGGCUGUCCUUUACCAGCGCCAUCUGCCACCCCCUGAUCUAUGGGCUCUGGAACAAGACGGUUCGCAAGGAGCUGCUGGGCAUGUGCUUUGGGGAUCGGUAUUACCGGGAGCCGUUCGUGCAGCGGCAGAGGACUUCCAGGCUCUUCAGCAUUUCCAACAGGAUCACAGACCUGGGCCUGUCCCCACACCUCACGGCGCUCAUGGCAGGUGGACAGCCCCUGGGGAACAGCAGCAGCACCGGGGACACCGGCUUCAGCUGCUCCCAGGACUCAGGGACAGAUGUGAUGCUGCUCGAGGACUACACGUCGGAUGACAACCCUCCCUCCCACUGUACUUGCCCCCCCAAGAGGAGGAGCUCGGUGACAUUUGAAGAUGAAGUGGAACAGAUGAAAGAUGCUGCCAGGAACCCUAUUUUGCACGUGAAAGCCGAAGUGCACGAGUCCCUGGACAGUUACGCAGCCAGCUUGGCCAGAGUCAUCGAGGCCGAAGCCAAAAUCAACCUGUUCGGGGAGGAGGCUUUGCCAGGGGUCCUGGCGGCCGCGCGGACCGUCCCAGGGGCCGGCUUCGGGGGCCGCCGAGGCAGCAGGACUCCGGCGAGUCAGAGGCUGCAGCUGCAGAGCAUCGAAGAAGGGAACGUUUUGGCUGCGGAACAGAGAUGAGAGCCCGGGGUGGACCGUCUGUCCCGCGGGGUCGCCCGGGGACAGAACACCUGAGGUGUGGCCAGCAGGAAACACCGAACGGCGUGUCUCGUGAGGCCGCGCGUGGGCACCUUGGAGGUCCUGGCGAUGGGACCAGCGGCGUCUGAGGCACGAAGGAAAGCGGACGGAGGUGUGGCCAGGACUUUCCGGGAGGUGGGGCGUAGAAGGGACUAGAGACCGGGGCUGGGAAGGAAACCACCAGGUGGCUGACUCCCUCUUCCUGACCCGGGCGCCCGGCAGGGAUCUCAGACAGUGAGCCCUUCCCAGCGCGCUUCGGGGGACAGCACGUCCUAACCACGCGAGACCAGCCCCCGGCGUCUGCGUGGUUGAUGCGGACCCCGUGGGACUGGGGUUCUGCACUGAAUGGUCCCCAGAGGAGACCCUGGAGCAGGGCCGGUCAGAUGGGAGUUCCCACACUUCCAUCCCGGUCGUGACCUUGCAGUCCGCAUGGAGCCACCUGCUGGUGCCAGUAGGGACGAUCCACAGGCCCCCUCCUCCGCCCCGGGGCGGAAGCAGCAGGCCUGAGGCUGCUGUUGCUGAGAAUGGGGGCCGUUCUGCCUGCCUCUCUAUUGACUGAUUCUUUCAAAAGAAGGGAAAAACCACUGUCAAAGUCACGA